Messenger RNA from Diutina rugosa, 975 nucleotides. RefSeq lists its product as uncharacterized. The record is from RefSeq and is a predicted model, not a curated record. Bases 1 to 975 code for a protein of 324 amino acids. Gene Ontology annotation, cellular component: cytoplasm; R2TP complex; ribonucleoprotein complex. The transcript has a single exon. NCBI's taxonomy places the organism in Eukaryota, Fungi, Ascomycota, Pichiomycetes, Serinales, Debaryomycetaceae. Gene Ontology annotation, biological process: rRNA processing; box C/D snoRNP assembly.
AUGGCUAUCCUCGACCCAAAACCGGGGUUCACCGUCAAGACGCGGGUGGUGGCGCUGCCCCAGGCCCAGCAAUUGGGCCGCAAGUUGUUUGUCAACGUGUGCCACGACCCGCAAGUGCCUAAACCCCAGGAUACCGAAUUCGUCCCGGAAACGGUGUUUCCCAAGAUUGUUACCAACGAAUGGGAGAUCCCUAUCAUCGUAUCGCUGCCUAAAGAGGUUGUCGACAAAAAGGGGUCGGCGCUGACGGCAAUUGACUGCUGUAUUAACUCGACAUGUUUUACGUGGAUCCAACUAUUUAUUGACCUCAAAAAGAUCGUCAUUGAGUGGUGUCUUGAAGCGAUUGAAGUCACGAACGAUAUCACUCUCGAUCGUGACUAUACCAUCCCCAAAAUGCUCUCAAAGGGUGAGCUUACCAAGACAGAAAUUAAUGACGACGAACUCGCUAAGGGGCCUCAAGCUAAACUUGAAGAAUUGCAGAAGAAUGAACCGUUAAACCUUUUGCAUGAAGUACAAGACGCUGACGGUGACGUCGACAUGGACGGUACUUCGUUACCUCCCCUCGUGCCUCAACCCCUGUCGCGACCAUUGAUCGAAGAAGUCACCACCAGUCCCGCUUCCGGCUCCACCAACUCCACCCCAAAAGCAUCGUCAUCCACAUCCACCGCCAACACUCUGCUUGACCCUGAUCCUGAAGACUCUGACCUGAAUGAGCCUACUCAGAUCGAUUACCAAUUAAGCUUCACUGAUCUCGAAAACGAAAAGUUUAACCUAUUAGUUAAGCUCCACAGCCCUCAGCUCACUCCCCAAAACGUGCUGGUCUCGCUAAAGGGAAUGGACUUGAUCAUUGUGCCGCGAGAACCGCUCUUUUUCUCCACUCUGGAGAGAAAUUUGGUAGUUCCUUUGAGAGCACCCAAAGCCACUCAGCCGAGAUGCUUCUUUGUGACUCCAGAAAGUACGCUCUACGUAUUUAUUUGA